Molecule: messenger RNA, 1312 nt
Organism: Aureobasidium pullulans EXF-150
Lineage: Eukaryota; Fungi; Ascomycota; Dothideomycetes; Dothideales; Saccotheciaceae
Exons: 1
Coding region: 357-1172 (271 amino acids)
Source: RefSeq, a predicted model, not a curated record
AUCAAUACUGUAUUGGCUCAGACGAUAUCCCCUAACGACUGCAGUCACAUGAAUUGCUCGAAGGUAAGCAUCGGUAAGGCAUACUCCCAAACAUCGACCUGGAAUAUCCAUCGUGAGCUAGUGGCUCACGUAGCAUGAGCCUCAUGGAGCUGAUCUCUCUUCAACUUGCUAUAAUUUGCUCAUAGGAGAGCUGCUUCCAUUCGUCUUUUGUGACCCACGUCAUUACUUACUCGUUGCACAGCAUCACGACCACCUUUCAGCAAUGUUGUUGGAGGAAACAAGCCAUUGUCUUGGCCAUCCUUCUUCUCAACCCCAAACAAUACUCACCCAUCGACAAGGCAAAUAUUUGAUUCAGAAUGGCCCUUCCAGCCAGUAAGAAUGCCACUCUACCAAGGCACCGCCGUCCACACCAGAGAUUCUGGCGGCUCUUUCACAACAUCCCUCUGCUUGGCUUGCCACUGCGAUCGCUGCCAGUACACAACGUCUCUCCUCCGUCUCAAGUAACAGCACUAUUGGAAGGACUGAAGCUCGAACCCACCAAACGCUUUCGCUUUCUUGACUUGCCUCCGGAGAUUCGCAACAUAAUCUAUCAAAUCCAUUUGGAGACUCGAGACCCCUGCCGAGUUUACACAGGCAAUACUGAACGUCCUCAAGCUGGUGUCAAUCUGCUGCGCUGUUGCAAGCAGAUAAACCGCGAAGCGACUCAUUACGUGAACCACAAGCGCUGGUGGAUAAUCGGCGACCCAAAACUGAUCGAAUUCGAGUUGCUUUGGCUCAGCCUCCAUGGCCCGACCAAUGAUCCGGUCUUGUUCAGAGAUCGCAAGUACUUUGUUCACAGGGAGAAAAGCACUCUAGAGAAUAUUGUCAAUCUCUCAAUCACUAUCCACGUACGAUCUUAUCAUGUAUGCUUGAGCGGUGGACCACAGAGGCUGAGCUACCUCGCCAUGAUGAAGAGACUCAAGCAUCUGCAGAUAUGCUUUCACCUUGGUGGGUGUUCUGGACACGCAUUCAAGGGAUCGAAGCUUCACUACAGUCUAUGGAAUUGGAUCGACAGCUCAAUACCCAAGUAUGAUGGUCAAGUUGUCAUCAGACGUCUCCGCGCAUUUCACACCCACGACUCAGAUCUGUCUCCAGCGUUCCAAUGUAAAUUGAUGGAGGGUCAGAAAGUUUGACCUGGCUUUGAGGAGACAUGAGUGCGCUUUCUCAGUGUGCAUACUGCGAUAUCUUGGAGUCUUUCCAAGGGAGACCGAAGAGCAAUAAUCAAGCCUCCGAGAUCCUGAAUCUCUCACAGAUAUAUAAUCUCACUAUUGCU